Molecule: messenger RNA, 1925 nt
Organism: Sorghum bicolor (sorghum)
Lineage: Eukaryota; Viridiplantae; Streptophyta; Magnoliopsida; Poales; Poaceae
Product: probable trehalose-phosphate phosphatase 2
Exons: 11
Coding region: 336-1484 (382 amino acids)
Biological process (GO): trehalose biosynthetic process
Molecular function (GO): trehalose-phosphatase activity
Source: RefSeq, a predicted model, not a curated record
GCCUAUUAAUACGCGCCCACCUCCAACCUCUCUCCUCUCCCUUUCUCUCUCUCGCCUCCCAAAUCCCCUCCUCGUCGCCGCCUCCCUCCUGGUUUCCAAGCCCCGUUGGGAGGCUCCCCGGCACCGGCAUUGGGUAUAACCUCGCCGCCUCCGUCCGAAUGCAGGGUCUUCACAUUUAAUGGGCUGGAUGCGGUACAUGCAUGUUUGCAGUGACAAGAACACAUUGAAACGUUGGUUUUUCAUUGACAAGAGGGUUGGUUAAGCAUUUUGGUGCACUAACCUUUUGUAGUCUGUAAUUGGUUUCACAACAAGUCUCUUGGAGUUGUGUCUUGUUGAUGGAUUUGAAGACAGGCCUCAAUUCACCUGUUAUUGCUGACCAUCUCCCUACGUUAGCAUCACCUGCUGCUGUCAUGACUUUCACAACACCUACUAGCUUUCCCUCUCCGGGGCUUUGCUUGAACACUACAAAGAAGAUACCUCUACCUGGUAAGAUUGAAGAAGUUCGUGCUACUGGAUGGCUUGACCUCAUGAAGGCCUCAUCACCUACCCGCAAAAGGCAGACCAAGGAUGCCAUCUGUGAUACUCAAUCUGAUGAUCUUGAUUUGCAAUACCGCAACUGGACGGUGAACUAUCCUUCUGCUUUGACCUCAUUUGAGGAAAUUAGUGAUCUUGCUGGGAAUAAAAGAUUGGCAUUGUUUCUUGAUUAUGAUGGAACACUUUCACCGAUUGUGGACAAUCCUGAAAAUGCAUUAAUGUCUGAUGAGAUGCGUGCUGCAGUGAGGCAUGUGGCAUCACUUUUCCCAACUGCAAUCAUUAGCGGAAGGUCUCGUGAUAAGGUUUUUGACUUUGUCAACCUAAAUGAACUAUACUACGCUGGAAGCCAUGGAAUGGACAUAAUGGGCCCUGUUAGGAAGACUACUGACUCCAAUGGCGUGGAAUGUAUUCGGUCAACUGAUGCGCAUGGUAAAGAAGUCAAUCUGUUCCAACCUGCUAGUGAGUUUUUACCUAUGAUCACUGAGGUGUAUGAAAAACUUGGUGAGAGUGUUAAGGACAUUGAUGGUGCAAGGAUGGAAGACAACAAGUUCUGUGUGUCUGUGCAUUACCGUAAUGUGGCGGAAGAUGACUAUAAAAAGGUUUUCCAUCGUGUAAGUGCUGUUUUGGAAGAUUACCCUUGCCUAAGACUAACCCAUGGGAGAAAGGUUUUUGAGGUCCGUCCUGUUAUUGAUUGGAACAAAGGUAAAGCUGUGGAGUUUUUACUCGAAUCACUUGGGCUCAACGAGAGUGAAGAUGUUCUCCCUAUCUAUGUUGGAGAUGACAGAACAGAUGAAGAUGCAUUCAAAGUUCUGAAGGCAAGCAACCGUGGCUUUGGAAUAUUGGUGUCAUCUAUACCCAAAGAGAGUGACGCCUUCUAUUCCUUGAGGGAUCCAGCUGAGGUGAUGGAAUUUCUGAGAAUGUUGGCAGCAUGGAAGGAGCAGUCCACCUGAUACCAGUUUUGCUGGGUCUGGAGAAGAACCAAGAUUAUAAAUAUUAGCAAGAUAUAUAAUGCUAACCAAAUAAGUCGGCUAUUUGGAGGAGUCAAGCCAAAAUAUUUUUGAUUUGGCAAUUUAUAAGAGGCUACCAUGUUUUGAUACCUUUUCAGUCCCACUUUGUUCUUGUGUUAAAUGGGUUUCUCAAUCAGUUUAAUUCUUUCAUUAUUUAGUUUCCUUUAGUAUAUAUGGAAAUAUUCUUGAAAAGGAAUUUUGUUUCCUGCUAGUGUUUCGCUGUGUCGUGAAUUUUGUAUUCUUCAAGCUGUAAAGGAUCGGUUUUUCGUUUAAACAACAUUUUAGCUGACAAUGGCUCAUGGAAAGUCAAGUUAUGAACAAGGAGCCGCGGAGACCUACAUUGCAGUUGCAGGCAUGUUGCGUGCCUGGGCUUUCUUUUUUAUC